Brassica oleracea var. oleracea is the source of this 563-nucleotide messenger RNA. Its product is annotated as outer membrane lipoprotein Blc-like. The record is from RefSeq and is a predicted model, not a curated record. Lineage: Eukaryota; Viridiplantae; Streptophyta; Magnoliopsida; Brassicales; Brassicaceae. The transcript has 2 exons. The coding region runs from base 33 to 563 and encodes 176 amino acids.
UCUGAAACGUAGAGAAGAAAGAAGAAGAAAAGAUGACGACGCAGAAGAAAGGGAUGGAAGUGGUGAAGGAUCUUGACUUGGAGAGAUACAUGGGCCGUUGGUACGAGAUUGCUUCUUUCCCUUCCAUUUUCCAGCCCAAGAACGGUGUUGACCCUCGCGCCACCUACCCCCUCAACCCUGACGGCACGGUGCACGUCUUGAACGAGACGUGGAACGGUGGCAAGAGAGCUUUCAUCCAAGGCUCAGCCUACAAGACUGAUCCUAAGAGCGACGAGGCUAAGUUCAAAGUUAAGUUCUAUGUCCCUCCUUUCCUCCCUAUCAUUCCUGUCACUGGAGAUUACUGGGUGUUGUAUAUUGAUCCUGACUACCAGCAUGCUGUCAUUGGCCAGCCUUCGAGGAGUUAUCUCUGGAUACUGAGCAGGACGGCGCAUGUGGAAAAGACCGCAGAACAGGAAGCUAGAAUCAGUGAGGAAGCCAAGGUGUUUGGCACAGUGGCGCAUGUCCAUCCCGCUCCUGACGACACCAAGGGUAUUUGGUGGUUCAAAUCUAUGUUCGGCAAAUAG